Ruditapes philippinarum (Manila clam) is the source of this 3415-nucleotide messenger RNA. RefSeq lists its product as uncharacterized. The coding region runs from base 604 to 2724 and encodes 706 amino acids. NCBI's taxonomy places the organism in Eukaryota, Metazoa, Mollusca, Bivalvia, Venerida, Veneridae. The transcript has 9 exons. The record is from RefSeq and is a predicted model, not a curated record.
ACAGAACGAAAGAAUGUACAGAUUGAGAUCAAAGGGCUAAAAAUUAACUUUUUUUUCAUAAUCCAUUUAUUACAUCUGCAAGAGGAUUAUGACUGCUAACAAAAAUAUUUAGUGGGCAUUACUUAAUGGUUUUUGCUUGUUUAACAUCGGCCGCCGAGGUCAAGAUAUAUACGAGAGAAGACCUUUUGAUCAUUUAAAUACAAUUCUCUUUAUUUGUGUCGGUUUUAUCUUCAUCACAAUAAGGAAUGGUAUUUAAAUAUUCAAUCUGGGGCCGAUAAACUGUCGAAUGAUUUAGACAAAUUAAUACUUAAGAUGUAAUUCACUACAUUAUUAUGCGAUGAAAAUUUUCCGCUAUGUUUUGGAUAUUUAGACACACUCAGACAAUAUCAAACUUAAGUACCAACGAACGAUUGACCGCGAAGUGUAUCCACCAUAUAAAACUUGUGUUUGUUCAGUACCAGUGUAUUUAAUUACAAUGAGAGGAAAAGAAAAAGUAUAUAUUUGUAUAAAAGAUACAACUUUUAAUUAAUAAGUUUUGUGACCUUGGCUUUAACAGAAUUAAUAUUGACCACUUCUGAUUAAUAUAAUACAUUAUGGACUAAAAUGGGUUCAAUGUAUAUGAGCGAGGGUUUGUUAUCGCAGGAUCUGAUGUCGACAGCGUACAAGAAAUUCUGGUCCGUCAAUGGCGACAUGAAAAGAAAUAAGGAAACACCAAACAACGGGCUGUAUCGCAGAGAAAGAUCAAGAUCAUGUGGUGCAGCGUUCCGGACUCAUGUGAUGGCACAGGAUUUAGUGAGGAGGCCGGCAAGAAAAGUGGAUUUUAGUGAUAGCGAGGUGAUCGUUGUACAAACAGUUGUGGACAAAUUACGUGAUUUUGACGUUAACGAUGUUAGUAAAACUAACGGAGGAAUUAUAGAACAUAUAGACGGUAAACAAAGAGAUUAUUGGAACAACAUGAGAAACGAACCUGGAAAAAAUGGCUUUUCUAGACUUGACAUGAAAACAUUGCAAAAUAUAGGAUGGGUAUCGGGCGCCACUGAUGAAAAGAAGCCGGAUCCAUUGACUAAAACAGACGAUUUCUACACAAUGACAAAGGUGGAGUUCCGGCGUCUCCAGGAGCAGGUGAAGGACGUCAGUAUGAACCUGAAGAACAGGUUUCGAACAUCGGCCUACCAGUAUCAGAACAGCGACAUGUAUGGAGCGCACGGCGAGAAAUUAUAUCAACGUCCAAAUCCAGAGAACCCAAACCAGAUUUAUCGUAGCCAGUUGGCCGCUAGUCUUAAAGCAUUUCAACAAAAACAAUGGCCUCCAUUAACUCACCAGGAACUAGAAACUAGCUACAUAAGAUGUAAACCAGUUCAAGCAAACAAUGAAAGACCAUCUACAUCGUGUUCUAUGCGAGGUGGUCAGCCGGCUCGGCCUCUGCGUCCGAAAUCUGUUCCAGCAUCUUCAAUAAGACAGAAACUUGCAACACGGUCAGAUACGCCUUCGGAUGUCCGUCCUGGAAAAUUCGACACUCUGAGGCCAUCGCUCGCCGCUGAAUUAAUGGGACCAACUGAAAGGCCAGCUUCAGAUUACGACGGACCAGCAGACGACAAAGCUCCUUUUGUUGAAGAAUUAAUAGCAGAAACAAAGAAAUAUAUAGAGAAUGAUGACACCAGUACUACUUCAGGAAUAGAUUCUGGCGCAUCUGAUAACGAAAGUCCAAGUUCGGACGAAGAUAGUGAUUUUGAACCGGAAAUAGACGAAGAUAUUGUUAUACCCGAACUUAAUUUACGUCCGGAAAAACUAGACGCUAUCUAUAAACCUGAACCAAAACGUGGAUGGAGGCAAUACGAUUUUGAUAUGUCUAACAUUGAUAUACCACCGUAUGAGUUCCAAAGUCCAUUUCCCGAAGAUCUUGAGGGUCUAGAUUUAAGACAAAUGGCAAAACUCAAAUGGAAUUGGAGACAUCAUGUGAAAUCGAAAGCGCCGCGUGAAUCUGAUCUAGAAGGCGUUCUCGAUAGACUUGUAGAAUUUGAAAAACUUCAAGCAGAUACAAUUGAAUGGGAAAAUAAACGAGCAGCGCAAAUUAAGAAAGCUUUGCCAAGACGCAAUAACAGUUCCAAGUCUCUGCAGUCACUUUUAAAAGACAAAGAAAAAAGAUGUGACUCUGAUUGUCUACAAGCGACGUGUUUUGGUGAUUGCCCUGAAAAAAUUAUGACACGACCUACUUGUGAAAAUUGUCGACAAGCUUACUGUACAGGAACAUGCAAAGAUCUGAAAUAUGAACAGCGCAUGCGUCAAGCUAGAAUGGAGGAAGAAAGGCCAGUAACUCCAAAGCCACCAUUUCCUCGCGCAUGCACUUCAUGCCAGAAAAGACACAAUGCUAAGUUUAUCAAUGCUAACAAUCUUAUUCUAGGAUCACAACGUUUAAACAAUACAACUUUUAGUCGAGGAAUUAGUUCCCAGAAGCCACGAGAUAUGCGCCCUAAAACUCCAAAUAGUUUACCAAAAGAAGUUCUAAAAGAGUUUGAAAAAAUGAAUAUAGACGCUUCACUUCCACCUCGUCCAAACACUACACUGGCAAUCAAUAGGCCGCGAAGUCGGAGUUCUAUGUUUCCUGGAAAAAGUUUUAAUUCUCAAAGAAAAAAUUCAUUGACAGAUUUAGAUAAAGUGGGAACUGUGAAAAAGAAAAGAACAAAAAGUGCUGUGAAAGGAAAACGACCUAAAACUGCCGGAUGAAUUAAUCUUUAUAUCUUCUUGACUAGUUACAAUAACCAGCAACAUUUAACUAAGCGAUUUACCUUGUUGCAAGUUUUGUUUCUUCUUGAUGACACAUUUUAACGGUAAUUUAUACAAUUUAUACAGUUACUGUAUCGCUUAAUAUACAUUUUCCCAUGGAAAAAAAGACAUUUUAAUAUUGUUGUUAAGUGCUGAAAAGUACAAGUACUCUCUUAUCUUUCAAUUAUCUUAUCUUUAGUUUUGAUGGUGGAACUAAUUGAAAUAAUACUAAUUUAUAACCAUCAAAUAUUGAUAAAUGUACUUUUCUCGGAAUUAUAUGAAAUGGUUAUCAGAUAAAUGUUGACAUUCAACAUAUUAUUACUUACAUCAAUAUUGAAUUUUGUUCAUUAUGUAACGUACUGUGCUCAAUUCCUUUAUUGUCUCGUGUAUUUACUUAUAUACAUGUUUUCAGAUGUGCUAUUUAUACUCAAGUGCAAUUUGCUUGAAUGUAUUGCUUUCUCCAUACUGACAAUAUUAAUAUGUAAAUUUGUUAUUUACAUGUAUUUAACCAACCGGCAAUGAGAUAAAUCUAACUGCCAGUCCAUGUUUAAUUGGGCAAGUGAUUGCUUGCUGCGUUUGGCAUAUAUUUCUCUAUCGAAUAAUUGCAUUAACUAUUAUUUAUGGGAAAUAAUAUAAAAUUGUAUGUUAGUUA